This is a messenger RNA of Trametes versicolor FP-101664 SS1, 1369 nucleotides long. RefSeq names its product peroxisomal biogenesis factor 11. The transcript is spliced from 8 exons. The record is from RefSeq and is a predicted model, not a curated record. Gene Ontology annotation, cellular component: peroxisomal membrane. Gene Ontology annotation, biological process: peroxisome fission; regulation of peroxisome size. The coding region runs from base 43 to 783 and encodes 246 amino acids. Lineage: Eukaryota; Fungi; Basidiomycota; Agaricomycetes; Polyporales; Polyporaceae.
UACCUCCGCCUCUACCUCCCCUCCCGCGAAAGACCUGACACCAUGGCCAGCAUCGCGUCUCAGCUCGUCCUCCAUCCGGUGACGUCGCAGUCGCUUCGUGUGCUGAACACCUCCGUCGGAAGGGACAAGCUCUACCGUGGUCUGCAAUACCUCGCGCGUUUCCUCGCUUGGUUGCUUCUGUCCCGCGGAUACAAGAUCCAAGCCGCACGGUGGGAUGCCUUGAAGUCGCACCUUGCUCUCGGGCGCAAGCUCUUGCGUCUGGGCAAAUUCAUGGAGAGCGCCCAGGCCGUCCUCCGCGCCAUUGCCGCACCUGGCGAGACAGGAGAGCGUGUCACUUUGAUCGGCAGGCAGGUUGGGUACUUCGCCUACCUCCUCUUGGACAAUGUUGCUUGGGCAAACAACAUCAAGUUCUACAACCUGCAGCCAUCGACGGCUCAGAAGCUGAACAAGCGUGUGAUGCAAUUCUGGUUCACCGGAAUCGUAUUCAGCAUCGCCAACGGCCUUCUCAAGGCUGGCAGACUUGCUAACGAGGUCAAGAAGUUGCAAAGCCAGACUUGGACAGAAAAGAGCGCGGAGGCCGAGCGGGACCUGAAGCUCCACAACCUCCAGCUUACGCGGGAGAGCGUUCGCUACCAGUUCGUCAUUGACAUCCUAGACGUCUGGAUCCCGGCGACGGCGAUCGGCUUCGUCAACCUGAACGAUGGCGUCCUUGGUGUCUUCGGUAUCAUCACGUCCGUUAUGGCCCUGCGUCAGCAGUGGUUCGCCGCGGCCGGGAAGAAGUAGGGGUUGUUGCGCUGUUCCUAAUAUAAUCCUGGAUGUACUACCUCUAUUUCUCCGCACAUAUUCCAUCGUCGUAAUGCCUGCCUUGAUGAGCGAAGAGUGCACCCUGGCGUAGUCGAUGGUUUGCGACUGAUGUCUUGCUCUGUUCGGUAUCCUUCACCGCCUCACGGAUCCAUGACAGGAUGUACAGGACGUAGCUUGGUGACUGUGGUACAAGUCUGUGUGACGUGCGCGUGAAGUGCACCGGGUGGAAUAUUGGCCAACAUUCGAGGUACGCCGCCAGUGCGCUUCAAGAUGGGUUCUUGUUCUCCUCCUGUUCAUUCCGCAGACGGAGGUACUCCAUCCUGACUAUCGCCAUUGCUUCUGGCCCUGUGUAUUGCAGCAUGCAUUCUUGUACAGCCUUAUACUUCGAUCUGCACUCCCAUGCAACAGAGAACGUGCGCCCUUCUGCGCAGUCGGCAAAUUCUUUGACGACGGGGUCGCACGCCUUCAACGCGAACGCUUUCGUCUUUUUCAAGAGGGUCUCCUCCUCCCGGCGUGAGAGGGCGUUCAUGGUGAGCCAGACGACGCGCAGCUACACGCGACUCGG